AUGCCGCACCGGACGUCUUCCUCCUGGUACACCGCCGUCUCCGGCUGCGUGCGCUGCGGCCUCGAAUCCACGGCCUUCACCCUGCUGCGGGUCAUGCGGGAGCGUGACGUCCCGCUCAGUGGCUUUGCGCUCGCCAGCCUCGUCACGGCCUGCGAGCACCGGGGCUGGCAGGAGGGCGCGGCGUGCGGCGCCACCAUCCACGCGCUCACUCACAAGGCGGGGCUCAUGGGGAACGUCUGCAUCGGGACUGCGCUCCUACACCUCUAUGGCUCCCGUGGGCUCGUCUCGAAUGCCCAGACUGUUCUGGGAGAUGCCUCAGCGGAACGUCGUUUCUUGGACAGCGCUCAUGGUGGCAUUGUCGUCAAAUGGGUGCAUGGAAGAGGCAUUGGUAGCCUAUCGUCGGAUGAGGAAGGAAGGGGUUAUGUGCAAUGCAAAUGCAUUGGCUACGGUGUGGCAAAUUCGCUUAUCACCAUGUUUGGGAACCUCAGGAGGGUGCAGGAUGCGGAGAGGCUCUUUGAUCGGAUGGAGGAGCGUGACCGUAUAUCGUGGAACGCGAUGAUAUCCAUGUACUUGCAUGAAGAAGUCUAUAGCAAAUGCUUUAUGGUACUUUCAGAUAUGCGUCAUGGUGGAGUGAGGCCUGAUGUGACGACUCUGUGCAGCUUGGUAUCUGUCUGCCUCAUCGGAUCUUGUUGCCCUGGGAAGUGGGAUUCACUCCCUGGGAAAUUGGAUGAGGCAGAGUCUCUGUUCUGGAACAUGAGCAGACGGGAUUUACUCCAAACUGAUGAAAGUCCACCAAACUACUUGACAUUUUCCAGUGCUCUAGGAGCAUGUUCAAGUCCAGAAGCCUUGAUGAAUGGCAGAACAAUUCAUGCCAUGAUAUUGCAGCAGAGUCUUCAGAACAUCCUACUGAUUGGUAAUUCUCUUCUGACAAUGUACAGUAAAUGCAAUUCUAUGGAAGACGCGGAGAGAGUAUUUCAGUCAAUGCCAUGUUAUGAUGUUGUUAGUUGCAAUGUGCUUACUGGGGGCUAUGCAACACUGGAGGAUGUUGCAAACGCAAUGCGUGUGUUUUCUUGGAUGAGGGGUACCGGGAUAAAGCCAAAUUGUAUCACAAUGAUAAAUCUCCAGGGCACCUUCAGAAUCAACAAUAAAAGUGCCAUUUCCUGGAACGCCAUCAUAGCUGCCAAUGUACGGCAUGGCCACGGAGAGGAAGCUCUAAAGCUCUUCAUGGAUUCACGGCAUGCUGGAAAUAAACGUGAUCGUUUUUGUCUAGCUGAAUGUUUGUCAUCCAGUGCAAGCUUGGCAUCAUUAGAAGAAGGCAUGCAGCUCCAUGGCCUUAGCGUGAAAAGCGGGCUAGAUUAUGAUAGUCACGUUGUUAAUGCUGCAGUGGAUAUGUAUGGAAAAUGUGGAAAGAUGGAUUGUAUGUUGAAAAUGCUGCCUGAUCCUGCCUGUCGGCCUACGCAAUGCUGGAACACAUUGAUAUCAGGUUAUGCAAGAUAUGGCUAUUUCAAGGAAGCUGAGGAUAUGUUCAAGCACAUGGUCUCAAUGGGGCAAAAGCCAGACUAUGUGACAUUUGUUGCUCUCCUCUCAGCUUGUAGUCAUGCUGGUCUAAUAGACAAGGGCAUGCAUUACUAUAACUCUAUGGUACCUACAUUUGGUGUUUCUCCUGGAAUUAAACAUUGUGUUUGCAUAGUGGAUCUCCUUGGGCGUUUGGGACGAUUUGCAGAGGCAGAAAAAUUUAUUGAUGAAAUGCCAGUCUUGCCAAAUGACCUAAUAUGGAGGAGUUUGUUGUCAACAAAUGUUGACAAAUUGAGAAGUCACAUGAAGAGUAUUAAGUCAAACAAAAGACCUGCCUGCAGCUGGCUUAAGUUGAAGAAUGAGGUGAGCACCUUUGGUAUAGGUGACCGGAGUCAUAUGUGCGCAGAACAGAUCUAUGCUAAGUUGGAUGAAAUCUUGCUAAAGCUCAGAGAAGUAGGUUAUGUCGCUGAUACCUCAUCUGCACUACAUGAUACGGAUGAAGAGCAAAAAGAGCAUAACCUUUGGAACCACAGCGAGAAGCUUGCAUUGGCAUAUUGGCUUCUUCUUGUGCCAGAAGGAUCUACAAUAAGGAUAUUCAAGAAUCUCAGGCACAUCCUGAGGCAAAGGGACUACCAAUUCCUCAACGCUAAACCCAUAUCCGGUCCUCACCACAGCUGUGCGCUUCCAGCUUCGUCCAAAGGGAAGAUGAGGUCCCAUACUGGACGAGCAACCUGGACAUGGCUAUGGCUCCUCAGCCUCAUGCCCCGGCAAUAG
Messenger RNA from Miscanthus lutarioriparius, 2289 nucleotides. The record is from the annotation of a GenBank genome assembly. NCBI's taxonomy places the organism in Eukaryota, Viridiplantae, Streptophyta, Magnoliopsida, Poales, Poaceae.